Molecule: messenger RNA, 3180 nt
Organism: Cyprinodon variegatus (sheepshead minnow)
Lineage: Eukaryota; Metazoa; Chordata; Actinopteri; Cyprinodontiformes; Cyprinodontidae
Gene: rps6kb1a
Product: ribosomal protein S6 kinase beta-1-like
Exons: 15
Coding region: 156-1685 (509 amino acids)
Biological process (GO): signal transduction; protein phosphorylation
Molecular function (GO): protein serine/threonine kinase activity; ATP binding
Source: RefSeq, a predicted model, not a curated record
CAUCAGUUAGCCUCACUAGCAUCAGUUAGCAUCAGCUAACUGAAGCUAGCUUGAUGUUUGCUGCUGUAGCCGGUGGUUGCGGUGAUGGCUCUCCCAUGAGGUGGGAGAGCGGGACUGCUUUUUUACUGAUUCCUCUCUGAGAAAGUGUCGCUGACAUGGCCGGGGUUUUUGACAUCGAUUUGGAUCAACCAGACGAGAAUGUCUCUGACGACGAUCUGGAGGAUGGGGCCCAGCAUGGUGAAUACAUGGAGCAGUGCAGCAGCUUUGAGUUUAACAUGGACGGUUGUGAGAAGUUUGAAAUUUCCGAGAACAGCGUGAACAAGGGAACGGAGCAGAUCGGGCCGGAAUGUUUCGAAUUGCUCAAAGUUUUGGGAAAAGGUGGUUAUGGAAAGGUCUUUCAGGUCCGGAAGGUGACCGGGGCCGCAUCUGGGAAAAUCUUUGCCAUGAAAGUUUUGAAGAAGGCCAUGAUUGUUCGUAACGCAAAGGACACAGCACACACCAAAGCUGAGAGGAACAUAUUGGAGGAGGUGAAGCAUCCCUUCAUCGUGGACCUCAUCUAUGCCUUCCAAACUGGAGGAAAGCUCUACCUGAUUUUGGAGUAUCUGAGUGGUGGAGAGCUUUUCAUGCAGCUAGAAAGAGAAGGGAUCUUCAUGGAGGACACGGCUUGCUUCUACCUGGCAGAGAUCUCAAUGGCGUUGGGUCAUCUGCACCAGAAAGGAAUCAUCUAUAGAGACCUGAAGCCUGAGAACAUCAUGCUCAACAACAACGGACACGUGAAGCUGACAGACUUCGGUCUGUGCAAAGAGUCCAUCCAUGAUGGAACGUACACCCACACCUUCUGUGGGACCAUUGAGUACAUGGCUCCAGAGAUCCUGAUGAGGAGCGGACACAAUCGCGCCGUGGACUGGUGGAGUCUCGGCGCCCUCAUGUAUGACAUGCUGACUGGAGCACCUCCUUUUACAGGUGAAAACAGGAAGAAGACUAUUGAUAAAAUCCUGAAAUGCAAACUCAGCCUUCCACCUUACCUCACACAAGAAGCCAGGGACCUCCUGAAAAAGCUGCUGAGACGAAGUGCCUCAUCACGACUCGGAGGUGGAUCCGGUGACUCUGCUGAGGUCCAGGCCCAUCCAUUCUUCCGCUUCAUAAACUGGGACGAUCUCCUCGCUCGCAAAGUAGAGCCUCCCUUCAAACCCUUCCUGCAAUCAGCAGAUGAUGUAAGCCAGUUUGACUCCAAGUUCACCAGCCAGACUCCAGUCGACAGCCCCGAUGACUCCACACUCAGCGAAAGUGCAAAUCAAGUCUUCCUGGGUUUCACAUAUGUAGCCCCAUCUGUGCUCGAAAACCUGAAGGAGAAAUUCUCCUUCGAGCCCAAAGUCCGCUCUCCGCGGAAGUUCCCUGGAAGCCCAAGGACACCUGUGAGUCCAGUGAAGUUUGCGGGAGGAGACUGCUGGCCCCGCGGACCCCCGCUGACGGACACGCCGCCGCUGCUGUCCCCCAGCAGCUCUAUAGACCAGCCCAUGGAUGUCUCCACCAUGGAGCAGAUGGACACAAGUAGCGGCCUCACCACGGAGACGUCGGCUCCUCUUCCUAUCAGGCAUCCCUCAGGGCUCCAGGCGGGGCCUUACAAGAAGCAGGCGUACCCCAUGAACUCCAGGCGGCCUGAGCACCUGAGGAUGAACCUAUGACGCUCGGCUCACCAAUGAACUUCUCUCCUCUUUGUUUUUUUAAAAUAAUUUGUUAGUUUCUAAGACUUUGAUGUUGAUGCUGAUCAACAGCUCUUCCAGCAGCGCCUUCUUCCAAAGUCUGCUCAGCCUGACCUCUGGGGUUCCAUCUACUGGGCUUGGGCGGGGUGGGGAGGGGUCUGGGUCGAGCUCAGCUGGCAUUAUACGAUUUUACUGGUGCUCUUUUAUCUCCAGAUCUGCGCUGUUUUUUCCUACUGUGGACAGAGUCCCUUUGUUUUGUUUUGUUUUGUUUAGAAUCAGCGUUUUUUUUUAGGUCUGUUUUCUAUGAGCAGGUGGAUCGGCCUGGAUGUAGAAUGAUGCGUAUGAAGACAGAACCUUCCCACGCAGUCAUGGACUGAACGCCGGCUGCGUAACUGGACCAUUUCCCGUCUGCAGGAGCCGCUGCUCACCUGCUUUUGUUUUGAAUGUAAAAACCGUCCAAAAGCCUUUUUUAAAAUAAUUGUUCUUUUAUUUUUCUCCUCCAUCACUCCAAUCUAAUCUCCCUUCCUGUCACCGACACUGAUCCAGGCUAAUUUUUGCAGAAUUUUGGCGUUUAAAGGAGAAUUUCUAUCAGACUGACUUUUAGGCUUUGUUAUAAAACUGGAGCGAAGCCAUUUGACCCUCCUGUACGAAGCUGACCUCCAGUCGGAAUCAUCCGGCUGCGUUUCUGGAAACGUUUGGAAAACUGACAAGUUAUCAAUGUUGAAAGUUUCAUCCUUACUUCAUAUAUGUCCUUCAAAUACCAACCUUCUUUUUUUAAUAUAUAAAUAUAAAACUAUCAUUUGCAUCAUUGAUUGUUUUGUGAGCAGCGAUCAGGUCUGCUGGACUAAAGUGACUCUUUUAUUCCGGUAGUUUUUAGUUUAUUAAUUUAUUUUUAAGCGCUGUUUUGCUGCCACUGCAUUGUGCACUCUAUGCAAACGGAUGUAUUUAUAAUUUAGUAUAACGCGCUACAGAAUGUUGGGUCUUUUAUCCCCGUAAUGAUGUACAAAGUUUAUUUCCACUUCACUCCUCUCCAACCUCUGAUGGAGCUGCUUUUUAUUUGGAAUCGGCUUUAAUGUUUUACAGUAUUUAUUUUGUGUCACAUUAUCACAUUCCUAAGAGAUAUGUCAGAUUUUUUUUUAUAUUUUUUUAUGUUUGAACAUCAAUUGUUUACUUCUUAAAGUAAAUGGGAGUGGCGUUGUGCCUUUGAGUUACAGUGUACAUGAUGUAUUUACAGUUAGCAGUAAAUGGGAAUCAUUUUUCUUUAAAAACCGGGAUCAGCUGUUUGACUCUGCAGAGAUCACAGGAGCGGCUCAAUUUUUUUCAUUUCUGAGGAAAAACCAUCCAGCUGAUUUUCUGGAGACGUUUGUGGUUAUUUUCUGGUUGCAUUCAGGUUUAGGAAUGAAAAGUUGUAUCAUGUACAUACUGGAAUCCAAUAAAGAGGUUCUUUGUAAACCCUGCUGCUGGUGAGCUGGAAUAU